GUAUGUUUCCAAAGAGCCAAACAGGAGAGAAAAGACUCAUUCAUAAACACAAAGCACAAGCACAAACGCCUCCUCUCUCUCUCUGUGUUUUUCAUAUUAAAUCAAAUCUCCCUAUACCUCUCUACACUACACGGCGCAAUCAAAGCAAAGUCCCUUCCCGGUGUUUCUCUCUCUAUAAUUAUAUAUAGAUAUAGAUAUCUCUAUAUAUUAAACACCUCUCUCUAAACUGCCAAUACAGUCUCACACAUAUACUCUCUUUUCUCGCUCUAAAGACGCGCAGCAAAUUGAAACUCUUGGCCUUCUCUCUCUACUCUUCCCGUUUCUAUUGGGCGAAUCGCACUGCUCUACCAUUCGCAACAACAGGGGCGAUUAGGGUUUGAUCUCUCUUCCUUCAUUCAUUAAUCCUGCGCUUUCAUUGGUCAGUUACACCGUUUUUCGUAUCUGCGCUCUGUUCGAACCCUAGGCUUUUUGAUGCUAUGCGAUUCUAGGGUUUGAUUUUUCUCCGCAUUUUGGGCAAUGGGUUUGAAUUUUCCGCCAUGAACUGUUUUGCUUUCCUCCGGGGAUAGGUUUUGUUUUCGGAAAUUCAGUUUUUGAUUCGAGUUGUUUGCAGUGAUGAGGGUCUUGUCGGUUUCUUCUUGUUGAAAUACUGAGGUCCUUGUUGGCAAAAGCCCUUUUGAAUAGAACCCCUUUUGAUCAAGAGUCUGUUUGGGUUGAUUGUUGGUAUUGGUGUGGCUCUUGGGACACUGUUUGGUGCCUUGAUAGUACAUAUAUAUAUAUAUAUAGUGUACAGAGAGGGCAAGCCCUAAUUAUAGUGUACAGGAUAGUCUGGAUUAUUUUUUGGAAGGUGGGUUUUUGAAAAUUAGGGUUUGGGAAUUUUGAUUGACAAUAAUUGUGGCUUGGGUUUUAUUCAAGGGAGAUUUUGGUAUUGCGGGAAAGCUAAAUUUUGGUACAUUGGGCUAAUUUUGUGAGGAGUAUAACAAUUUUGGUGGGGAAUUGAGUAGCUGAGACUGAGAAAGAAGAAUUAGGACCUGUUUUUCGUUCAUCUUUUAUUUGAUCAUGUUCGGUAAUAGCUAUGGACAAAACUGAGCCGGCAUUAGUUCCUGAAUGGUUGAAAAGCAGUGGAAGUGUGACAGGUGGUGGCAGUACAAACCACCAUUUUGCACCAUCUCUUUUGCAAUCAGAUGAUGGUGCUGCCCUGAAACCUGCAAGGAAGUUGAUGGUGAACAGUAAUGAUCAUGAUACCGGACGUUCAUCCAAUUUGGAGCGAACAACCUCCUCCUAUUUCCGCAGGAGUUCUAGCAGUAAUGGUUCUGGCCACCCAAGGUCUUUCAGUAGUUUUGGUAGAACUAACCGUGAGAGGGAGUGGGAGAAGGACAUUCAUGACUAUCGUGAUAAAGACAAGUCAGUCUUGAGUGAUCACAGGCAUCGUGAUUAUUCUGAUCCUUUAGGAAACAUUUUGCCAGGUAGGCUUGAGAGAGAUAUGUUGAGGCGUUCACAGUCAAUGAUUACUGGGAAACGGGGUGAUAUGUGGCCCAGAAAAGUUGCAGCUGACGUGAGCACCGUCAACAAAACCAUCCAUAGCAAUGGUGAUGGUCAACUUGCUAGUGGCAUUGUCACUAGCAGUGUGCAAAAGGCUGCAUUUGAUAGGAAUUUCCCCUCACUUGGAGCUGAAGAUAAACAAGGAGCUCCUGAUAUAGGAAGAGUCACGUCUCCUGGCUUGACUUCUGCAAUCCAAAGUUUGCCAAUUGGUAAUACAGUGGUGAUUGGUGGUGAUGGAUGGACAUCAGCCCUGGCAGAGGUGCCUGUGAUAAUUGGAAGCAAUACCACAGGUGUCUCAUCUGUUCAGCAAUCUGUGUCUGCAAGUUCAGUUUCUGUGGCUCCAAGCACCACAAGUGGCCUUAAUAUGGCAGAAACACUAGUUCAGGGCCCUGCUCGGGCACGUGCUAAUGCAACUCCCCAGUUAUCUGUUGGAACUCAAAGGCUUGAAGAGUUGGCUCUUAAACAAUCUAGGCAAUUAAUUCCCAUGACACCAUCCAUGCCUAAAACCCUGGUGCCAAGUCCUUCAGAUAAACCAAAAUCAAAGAUUGGACUACAGCCUUUACACCUUGUUAAUCACUCCCAACGUGGGGGCCCUGCAAGAUCUGAUGUUACAAAGACAUCUAAUGUAGGGAAGCUUCAUGUCCUGAAACCAUCCCGAGAGAGGAAUGGUGUCUCACCAACUGCAAAGGAUAGCUUGAGCCCUACAAUGGGCAGCAGAGUAGCAAAUAGCCCCCUUGCUGUCACUCCAUCGGCUGCUGGAUCUGCUUCUUUGAGGAGUCCAAGGAACAAUCCAACCCUUGCUAGUGCUGAGCGUAGGCCAUCUGUUGUUCUCACUAGUGUUGAGAAGAGACCCACUUCUCAAGCUCAGAGCCGGAAUGAUUUCUUCAAUCUCAUGAGGAAGAAAUCUUCUACAAACCCCCCUUCUGCUGUUCCUGAAUCUGGCCCUGCUGUGUCAUCAUCAGUAUCAGAGAAGUCUGAUGAAUUGAUAACAGAAGUUGUCACUGCCCCUGUUACUCCUAAGGGCAGAGAUAUCCUUUCCUCUGAUAAUUCUGGUUUGGACUGGUCAAAUGAGAACAGGGGUGACAAGACUGAAAAUGGCAAUAAUGAAGCCUGUGGUGUAUCUCAGAAUGAUCGGGAUGACGAGAUUGACAAUGUCAAUGGUGAUGCCUGCGAUGUAUCUCAGAGAGAUCAGGGUGAUGAGGUUCACGAUGGCAAUGGUGAUGCCUGUGAUGUAUCUCAGAAAUUUCUAGACAAUGGCGAGAAGCAUUCAAGCCCUGAUGAAGUUCUUUAUCCCGAUGAAGAAGAGGCAGCAUUUUUGCGUUCACUUGGAUGGGAGGAAAAUGGAGAAGAUGAAGGCCUUACAGAGGAGGAGAUUAAUGCUUUCUACAAGGAGUGCAUGAAACUGAAGCCAUCCUCCAACCUUUUGCAAAGGAUGCUGCCUAAGAUAUCUCCACUGCUCGACUCACAAAUGGGUAGUGUUGCUGGUGCCGUGUCUGGAUUGAGCUCAUCUGACUCCGAGUUGAAAUCUUGAUUCGCUAAACCCCUUACCUGACUUGAGAGGUUCUUAAUUUAAUGGCAGAGGUGUUUUCCUUUUCCCUUUUUCCCUUUUCGUUUUUGGGUUUUUUGAUUGAUAUUGAGAUGGAAAUUGAAGGAGCCAAGUUUGGGGGGUGUUGAAUGAAGAAAAAGAAGGAUGCGAUGUGUCUGCUCUUGCAGUUUGCCGGAAGUGAAUAGCAAUAAGUUACAGGUGAUCCGGUUCCUGGAAAGACUUAUGGUUUGCUUUUGCCAGCUUUUGACUUGGGAAAAUUUUCUGAGGUUUAGAGAGAAAAAGUAGGAAUAGAUUUUAAUUUGGCCUGCAAUGCAAUGUAAGAAGAUACUGAGGGAAAAUUUCAUAGUGCUGGAAAUCAUGGGUUUUUUUUUUUCUUUUUUCCUGGGUUUUUCUGAGAGGGGGUCAAUUCAACAAAUAGAUUAUGGUUUCUUUUAGUUCAUUUAAAAAAAGAAAAAGAAGCAAGAAAUUUAUUUCCUUUUGGUUA
Vitis vinifera (wine grape) is the source of this 3569-nucleotide messenger RNA. RefSeq lists its product as uncharacterized. The transcript has 5 exons. The coding region runs from base 1073 to 3070 and encodes 665 amino acids. NCBI's taxonomy places the organism in Eukaryota, Viridiplantae, Streptophyta, Magnoliopsida, Vitales, Vitaceae. The record is from RefSeq and is a predicted model, not a curated record.